AACAAAAUAAAUAACUAUAAAGAUAAGAACACCAACUUUAUGUGGUUUGGUUAAGAAUUAUUUAUAUCCAUAGUGAAGGAGGCAAAAAUAUUCACUAUUAAAAUAUAUGAAAGAGUAAAAAAUAAGAGGAAUAUCAAAGCAAAUAUCAAAUCCUCCUCAUAGAAAACUAGCAAGGAGGAGGAGAUCAAAUCCGACUAAAACAAAGAGAGCAAGUUCCUUAUGAAGGAAACUGUUAGGAAACACUUGAAGAUCUCAAGCGAAACCUAACAAUCUUGACAACAAUAGCGAGAACGAUUAAUCAAUACAAAGGAAAAACAAAAAAAAAUAGUAGUUUUUAUUGGAAUAAUCAAACUAACGGAAAGAAAAUAACAAUAUACAAUUGAUCCACUAUUCGAGAGGAGGAUCUAUCUCUUCCAAAUCUCUAGACACCGCUAGAGCCCAAAAACCUAAACUUAAGAGUUCUCAACUUUCAGCCAAAUUCAAGAUGUCCUAACCCUAGGAAAACAAACUAUUUAAUAAAUACAAUCCAAAAGGAAAUCUCUAAAUAGUCCUACAUUCAAAUUUUCCUCCAAACUCCCUCAAAAAUCUUUCCUAAACAGCUUUUCUGUAAUCGGCAGCUCGUUUGGCAGGUACAGGAGAGGCAGAACUUCCGCCUCUAUUCCGCCUGGGCCGGUCCCGUGUGGAUCAGCUGGACUGGUCCAAUGGAUCGGUCUAACAUAAACCUUAUGAGAACCUAACAAGAAAAUGUUAAAAGUAACUCUCAUAAUUACCAAAAUCUAUAAUAGUUCUCCUUCUCCAAACAUUACUCUUUUUCUCUCUUUCUGUCAGCCAACUGUUUGAUUGCUAUAAGAAAACCACUGGCUGCCAAGAAGAUGAAGUUGCAUCUUAGAAGAUGAUACCUUCGGUGUCUACUUAUUGCUGAGAAAGGCAAUGCCCCGACUAGUGACAACAACAACAACAACAUCAAGCUUUUGUCCCGACUAGUGAAAGUAUGAAAAAUAUAGAAUCUAUGCUAAGAAUCACCAAAACUCCUUAACCUCCUCCUCACCCAAAGGGCAUCAACAACUACUCAAAUCAAUCAAGUUCAAACAUUGCCUCAACUUGAGAACAAUGAUCAUCUUAAUAAGCAUGUCGACAGAAUUAUUCUUUGCGUGGUGGAUCUUUUGAAUUGGAAUUGCACCACAUUCAAUGUUUUCUCUAAUGAAGUGAUAUAAAACAUUAAUAUACUUAGUUCUCUCAGGAUAUAUCAAGUAUUUGGCUAAGUGAAUAACAAUUUCACUUUCAAAUAAAAAGAGUGAAUAACAAUUUAAUUGUCACAUAACAUACUAGAAGAAUAUUUGUGUAAACCCAAGUCUUCAAAACCUCUCAACUAAAUAGCUUAUUUAAUAACUUUAGCAAGUCUAAUAUACUUGAUCUGUUUAGCGGAUAAAGCAAUUGUAGGUUGAAGACAACCCGCCCUUCCAACUAAUGAUGCACACAAAGUGAUUAAAGAUGUAUCCAGUUUGAGUUAUAUUCAUGUCAAGAUUACUAAUCUGAUCAAUUAAAAAAAAAAUCCUAUAAUGAAAUCAUAUCUAUCCAUGGUAUAUACCAAUUUGUAACAUGUAGCACAUUUAAUAUAACUCAAAGUGCAUUUAAUCUUAAUAAGCUCGAUCAAGCUUGUCCAUGUAUUUGGUUAUGACAUUGACAAAAUGUGAAUUACAGACUUGUUAUGAUGAGGAUAUAAUAUUAUAGUAUAUGAAUUUCAUAAUAUAUCCAUUAUGAUCAUUCUAUCAACUCAUAUUAGUAUCGCAGCAGUUAUAUCAAAUUGCUACAAUUCUUACAAUAAUUGAAGACAACAGUUUUAACUUGAUCUCAUCAAUCGAUCAUCUUUUUUACUGGACAGCACAACACAGCAUUAUACAGCACAAUAAAUGACAAAACUGCUAAACAGAAAGCUAAAAAGACUGAUAUUUCUGCUAUCUUGCAGAUACAAUUUAGUUGCAGUAUGAGUUUGCUUGACGGCAUCGUUUUACUGAAUAAAUAUUUCAUUAUUUCCUUUCCGCUCUGUCAGCUGCGUCCAGUAGUUGAAACAGGUUAUGAAAAUUUGUUGCUCGUCAGAUUGCUAUUGGAGAUUCAAAAACCAUUUGUUCGUAAAUCUUCUGUUGCAGAGGGACUAACUGUUGAAACUAUUUUGGAGAAGUGGUCAGAAUUGAAACCUGUCAUUAUGAAAGAAUGGGAUGAGGAGAGUAGAGAGUUGAUCACUUUAUUUGGAAAUGUUCGUGAUGAAUGGAUGGAUAAGGAUCUAUCAGGUUGGAUUGAUGCUAACAGAUUUUAUCCAGGAAUAGCAGAUGCCUUAAGAUUUGCGAGCUCUGCAGUUUAUAUUGUCACAACAAAACAGAGCCGAUUUGCUGACGCAUUAUUAAGGAAACUAGCAGGAGUAACUAUUCCAGCUGAGAGAAUUUAUGGGUUGGGGACAGGCCCAAAGGUUGAGGUGUUAAAGAAGCUGCAAGCAAUGCCAGAGCAUCAGAGCUUAAAGCUUCAUUUUGUAGAAGAUCGUCUUACAACUCUAAAAAAUGUCAUUAAAGAGACGGCAUUGGAUGGAUGGAACUUAUAUCUAGGAAGAUGGGGGUACAAUACUGAGAAGGAGAGGGAAGAAGCAAAAAGCAUCUCUCGAAUUCAGCUGCUGGAUCUUUCAGAUUUCAGCAGCAAGUUGAAAUAAGCUCUUAAUUAUUGAAUUUAACAGUAUAUGGGUCUCAAGCAACUGUUUUUUUCCAAAAAAUUAAUAAAAAUGUUAUUUGUAAUUGUUCAUGGACAGUCGGAUGAAAAAUUAUUAUGUACGGAGACCGAGUACAAAACAUCGUCCGGAUAUCAACCAGAAUGCACCACGUUAGUGAUGCCAAGCCGUAGUACCAAGCGAAAAGGUGAUGAGGCAGAUUCUAGUUAAUUUGCGGACAACGUUUGGCAUUCGCACAUAAUAAUUAAUUCAGACAGAGAGUUGGUUGCUUGUCGUUA
This is a messenger RNA of Dendrobium catenatum, 2991 nucleotides long. RefSeq lists its product as uncharacterized. Gene Ontology annotation, biological process: SNARE complex assembly. The transcript is spliced from 7 exons. Bases 1985 to 2698 code for a protein of 237 amino acids. NCBI's taxonomy places the organism in Eukaryota, Viridiplantae, Streptophyta, Magnoliopsida, Asparagales, Orchidaceae. The record is from RefSeq and is a predicted model, not a curated record. Gene Ontology annotation, cellular component: lytic vacuole; endosome. Gene Ontology annotation, molecular function: SNARE binding.